Molecule: messenger RNA, 2979 nt
Organism: Hansenula anomala
Lineage: Eukaryota; Fungi; Ascomycota; Saccharomycetes; Phaffomycetales; Wickerhamomycetaceae
Gene: RPN2
Product: proteasome regulatory particle base subunit RPN2
Exons: 1
Coding region: 47-2947 (966 amino acids)
Biological process (GO): regulation of protein catabolic process; proteasome-mediated ubiquitin-dependent protein catabolic process
Cellular component (GO): nucleus; proteasome storage granule; proteasome regulatory particle, base subcomplex
Molecular function (GO): enzyme regulator activity
Source: RefSeq, a predicted model, not a curated record
CAAAGUUAACAACCGUCAAUAUUUGUUAGUCAAUCACAAAGAAAGAAUGGCUACAAGUACUGCUGCUCCUUACUUGGCACUUUUGUCUGAAAAAGACUUGAGCUUGAAAAGUUUUGCCUUGAAAUCAAUCAAUGAUGUCGUUGAUGAAUUAUGGUCAGAAAUUGCAAACAAUAUCUUGGAAAUUGAAGAAUUAUAUGAAGAUGAAUCUUUCAAAGAAAGAAAAUUAGCAGCAUUGAUUGCUUCUAAAGUUUAUUACAAUUUAGCUGAUUACGAUUCCUCUGUUAAAUUUGCCUUGGUUGCAGAUGAUGCUUUUGAUAUUAAUGAACAUUCAGGUUAUGUUGAAACUAUCAUCUCAAAGGCAAUCGAUCGUUAUAUCAAAUUAUCUCAACAAAAAUAUGAAGAUCAAUAUUCACAAGUGGAAAUUCCUCAACAAUUGACAAAUAUUUUCGAAAGAAUGUUGCAAAAAGCUAUAAAGGAAAAUGACCUAAGAUUAGUUAUUGGUAUUGCUCUUGAUAGUUAUAGAUUGGACAUUGUCGAGAAAAUUAUCAAGGAUCAAUUGGAAAAUGAAACUGAAGAAAAUGUUUUAAAUUUGAUUAAUUACUCUUUAAACAUUGCCACUUCAAUUGUUGCCAAUACUGAAUUUAGAUCAAAGAUUUUGAAUUCAUUAGUUUCAAUUAUAAUAAACUUGAAAAAUCCAGAUUUCUUCACUGUUUCUAAGAUUAUAGUGAACUUGAAUGAUCAUAAUCUUGCAUUACAUUUAUUCACCAAUUUAUUGAAAUCAGAUGAUACAAACAAUAGAUUAAUUGCAUACCAAGUUGCUUUUGAUUUAGUCAAUUCAGCUUCUCAAGAACUAUUAGAUAAAACCAUUGCCAAUUUAGAAUCCUCCAAUUCUUCAUCUUCAUCACCUUCACCAGCCACUUCUAAAAUUAUCAAGAUCUUGUCAGGUGUUCCAACUUGUGAUUUUGAUAUUACAUUUUUACACAAGAAUAACAAUACUGAUAUACAAAUCUUGGAUAAAUCAAAAGAAGCACUAGAUGGUAGAAACUCUAUUUUCCAUUCAGCAAUUACUUUUGAGAAUGCAUUCUUACAUGCUGGUACCACUGAUGAUUCAUUUUUCAGAUCAAACUUGGAAUGGUUAGGUAAAGCUACAAAUUGGUCAAAAUUCUCUGCAACAGCAGCCUUAGGUGUUAUUCAUAAAGGUAAUUUAUCUCAAGGUAGAAAAAUUUUACAACCUUAUUUACCAGGUAGUUCAGGAUCUCAUUAUACAAAAGGUGGUUCUUUAUAUGCUCUUGGUUUGAUCUUUGCUGGUCAUGGUAGAGAAACCAUUGAGUACUUGAGACAUCAUGUUGUUGAAAAUGGUUUAAGUGCUGGUACUGAUGAAGUUGAUGUUGUCCUACACGGUGCUGCAUUAGGUACAGGUGUUGCAGGUAUGGGUUCUGGUAAUGAAGAAAUUUACGAAGAAUUGAAAGUUGUUUUGUUUUCAGAUAGUGCAAUCUCAGGUGAAGCUGCUGCAUUAGGGAUGGGUUUAAUAAUGUUGGGUUCAGGUGAUGAAGAUGCUGAAAAUGACAUGUAUGCUUAUGCUCAAGAAACUCAACAUGAAAAUAUUAUUCGUGGAUUAUCCUUAGGAAUAGCCUUAUUAAAUUAUGGUAGAGAAGAACAAGCUGAAUUGAUAAUUUUAACUUUAUUAGACCAUCAAAAUCCAAUAUUACGUCUUGGUGGUGCUUAUACUAUUGCCUUAGCCUAUGCUGGUACUGGUAACAACAAGGCCAUUCAGCAAUUAUUACAUAUUGCAGUUUCAGAUUCAAAUGAUAAUGUUAGAAGAACUGCAGUUAUUGCAUUAGGUUUUGUUUUGAUUCGUGAUUAUCAAACAGUUCCAAGACUUGUUGAAUUAUUAUCAGAAUCUCAUAAUCCACAUGUUCGUUAUGGUACUGCUAUGGCUUUAGGUAUAUCAUGUGCCGGUCGUGGAUUACAACAAGCUGUUGAUGUUUUAAUGCCAUUAACUAAAGAUUCAGUUGAUUUUGUUCGUCAAGGUGCCUUGAUUGCCCUAUCAAUGGUUUUAAUUCAACAAAAUGAAAAAUCAUAUCCAAAAGUUACCGAAGUUAGAGAACUUUAUGCCUCGAUUAUUGGUAAUAAAAACCAAGAUGCUUUAACUAAAUUUGGUGCAGCUUUAGGUCAAGGUAUAAUAGAUGCAGGUGGUCGUAAUGUUACAAUUCAAGUGGAAAACGGUUCAACUGGUACUUUAAACACUAAAGCCAUUGUUGGGUUAGCUAUUUUCACACAAUUUUGGUAUUGGUUCCCAUUGACACAUUUCCUAAGUUUGGCAUUUACUCCAACUUCAAUUAUUGGUGUUCGUGAAGAUUUGAAAAUUCCAAAAUUUGACAUAAAUUGUCAUUCAAAACCUUCAUUCUUUGAUUAUCCACCAAAAGUUAAAGAAGAUACACAACAAGUUUAUGAAAAAGUUGAAUCUGCAAUUUUAUCAACAACUGCAAAGGCAAAAGCUAGAGCUAAAAAAUCUCAAAAGGCUCAAAAAGAGGACGAAAUGGAGAUUGAUGAAAAAACUGAAUCAAAGAAAGAAUCUAAAAAAGUUGAUGAUAAAGAAAAAGUUGAAAGAUCUGAAAAAGCUGAAGAACCAAACACUGCAACUUCAACAUUGACAGGAGGUGAAGGUGUUGAAGAAGCUUCAAGUGCAAUCAAAUACUCAAAGACUCCAUACAAAUUAGAAAAUGUUAGCAGAGUGUUACCAAACCAAUUGAAAUAUAUUUCAUUCAAUAAAGAUGAAAGAUUUGUUCCAGUUAGAAAAUUCAGAAGUAAUGGAGGUGUUGUUGUUUUAAUUGAUAAAAAACCUGAAGAACCAAUACAGUCAAUCAAAACAGUUAGACAAUUGAAUAAUAAAGAUGCUCCAUUACCAAAGCCUUUCCAUCUAGAGAAUGCUGAAGGUGAUGAAUAGAACUUGCUAAACCAUGAGAAACCCUAUUGUAU